CCACGACAUUUUGAUUGUUCCUGUUUGAGAGCGAAUUCAAACUAGACGCGGCUAGUCGAGGCGAAUAAAAAGUUGCAGACAAGGAUAUCGAAGGAUCAGAAGGAUACGACAACCCUGGUGGAUCCUUGACCCGGUUACAGCGAGUCAGCCAAAUAUUAACCUAACCCGAAGCCAUGCCCGAAGAGACUACCUUUAGGAAGUCGUUAUAAACGAAAGAAAAAUGCAACUGUCCGCAACGGUGAUGAUUGCGAUCUUGGUCUCUUGCCAUGCUUUUAUGCGCGGCGGAGUCGAAGCGGCGCAACGAAACAUGGAUAUUGAGAAUUAUGAUAAGAAUGGAAUGCUCGUUGGAUUUCUGGAAAAAUUCAAGGAUAUUUUAAAGACCGGAAAUUCGGAAUUUGGCAUUCCCGUUCUCGAUCCUCUUCAGGUGAACCACGUCAACGUCAACUUGAACGAAAAAGAGUUAAUCGAAUUGUCAGCUUCGUUGGAUAACCUUCGUGGGGUCGGUUUGUCCGCCUAUACGGUGAAUCAGGGCGAUUUCAAGCUUGUUGGAUUUCAAGCAAAUAUCAGUCUCACGUGGAGCGAGAUGAAUCUUAUGACCAGAUACAACGUUGCGAAUGGAAAAAUCGUCGACACUAUAUCCUUCUACGGAGACGGAAUUAUCGCGGCUGUCGUUAAGGGUCUCACGGUAGAUGCAGUCGUACACUUGGGCAUAUCCGAGGAGAAAAAAAUAUAUGUUAAAAACCUCGCGUUGCACGUUCAUCUGAAAGAACUUGACUUCAAAAUCACCGGAUUGUACAACGACGCAGAAAUGUCCAAACUCGUGAGCACCAUCGCAUCCGAAAUAACGCCACAACUGAUCGAAGACUAUCAAGACAACCUGAUGGCGUAUGUGACACCGUCAGUUGUCAAAAUGAUGAAUACAUCUUUGAAGGACCUGACGAUUCAGAAACUAUUAGAUAUAAUCAACGGUAAAUCAUGAUUCUUCCGAUCAUAUGUAACAUGGUUAUGAAUCAAAUAAAUUCGAUUAUCACGA
This is a messenger RNA of Hylaeus volcanicus, 1033 nucleotides long. RefSeq lists its product as uncharacterized. The transcript has 6 exons. The coding region runs from base 221 to 979 and encodes 252 amino acids. The record is from RefSeq and is a predicted model, not a curated record. Gene Ontology annotation, molecular function: lipid binding. Lineage: Eukaryota; Metazoa; Arthropoda; Insecta; Hymenoptera; Colletidae.